AUGCAGGUUGCCAAUCCCCAGCAGACGGCGCCGCGGCCACCGCCUCUACGCGUCGACCUGCGCCGCUCCUUAAGAACGGCCGCGGACCCGUCCUCCCCCUCCCCCUCCCCCGCCCCGGCCUCGGACGCGUACCCGAGCCCGCUCACCGCGACGUCCGCCACCACCGCCACCACCGCGCACACCGACGCCGACGCCGACGACCUGGAUCCUUCUUCCUCCUACCGCCUCGCCCGCGAGUCCGAGACGGGCCCGUCCCGCCACCGGCGCGGACGCUCCUCGACCGCGUCCGGCUCGAGCUCGCCCGUGCUCGAGAAGCAGCAGAAGGGCGAGAAGCGGAAGCGGUCCCGCGUCACGCCCGAACAGCUCGCGCACCUCGAACGCUUCUUCGCGGCGGACCGCAGCCCGACGGCCGCGCGCCGGAAGGAGAUCAGCGACCUGCUCGGCAUGCAGGAGCGCCAGACCCAGAUCUGGUUCCAGAACCGGCGAGCGAAGGCCAAGUCGCUGGAUGGCAAGCCUCCGGCGUCCGUCACCCCGCCCGACACGCCACCCGCGCUCGCGUCCGGGUACGAGCCCGACUUGCACUACAUACUACACGAAGACCAAGACAUCACCAUCAUCCCGUGCCACUCGCUGACGAUCGGCACCUGGCGCCGCAUCUCCACCCCCGAGUCCAACCGGCGCGACCUCGUCGCCUACCUCUGCGAGGCCAAGUCGUGCCUCACCUGGUUCAUCCGCUCGGCCGGGUUCGGCUUCAAGAUGGAGAUCGCCUUCGACUCGGUCCUCAACGCCGCCUUCGCGAACACGACCCCCGGCCGCGGCGUCGCCUCCUUCGCGCUCUCCCGCCCGCCCGCGUUCUUCAUGGAGACGACGGCGGCGAUCGACUCGGACACGCCCGCGGCGCGCACGUGGAAGCGCUGCGCGGACUGGACCGAGGACCGCCAGGCGACGCGCGCGCUCACGCACGAGCUCGCCGGGCCCGCGAUGCAGCUCGCGCACAUCCUCCGCAACUUCGAGGCGAGCGCGCACGGCGCCGAGGUGCGCCUCACCGCGCCGCCCGCCUACGCCUACGCCGCGCCGCCGUCGCCCGCGUCAUCCGAGCGCAGCCUUUUCGCUCCGUACGCCCAGCAACAGCAACAGCAGCCGCAACAGCAACAGCAACGGCACCACGUGUCCUCAUCGCACCGCCUCGACCCGAUGCUCGCCCGCUACAGCGCCGCGUCUUACCCGCCGGAUCUUCAGCUAGGACCGCACGCGAUGCCGCCGCCGCCGCCGCUCUCCCCCUACGCCGUCGUCGAGGCCGACCGGCGCAGCACGCCGUCCGUGUCCCCCGUCGCCGGCUACUUUGACCCGCGCGUGUCCGCCACGCCCGCGCCCUACCCGCCGCCGCCGCCCUCGCCCGUCUAUCCCUCCUCCACCUCGUCCUCCUCCUACGGGGGCGCGGUGCCGUCGCCUGCGCUCAUCUCCGGCAUGCCGGGUUUGCCGUACCAUGCCCAUACGCAUCGUCUUCCGGAGAGCGGGCCGCGCUUGAGCUGAGAUCCGUGCCGAUUUCUUCUUCUAGGACUUGGCGCUUCGCGCGGUGCGAUGAAGGCACUCGCCGACUCGCCCCUCCGUCUCUACUCUCUUCCAAAAAAACAAAAAAGGAGCGCAAAGCUUGCGCCCUUCCCACCGCACCCACCUCGUUUUCCUCAAUCGCUCGCUCGCUCGCCGUUGUGCCAUAUAUAUAUUUCAUUCCCGCGCCCAAAGUCGGCUCUUAAUCGUUUUUUCGCCGCGCGGAAAACCCUCUCGUCUCGCAGCAGGACUCUUACCUUCUGUCCGAGAGGGGGGGGGAAUAGGAAGGACGGACGCGAGCUUGGGGGGGGCCGCACUCCUCGCCCGCGUCGGCUUUCUCCGCGCCUGCCUUGUGCCAUCAUAAUAAUAAUGUUGUCAUACGCCCGGUACCCAUCUCUCUCUCUCCGCCCCUAGUAUGUAUCGCCAAACGGCUUCGACCACCCCCUGCAACAACCAGCACCCUCGCCUAAUCGACUCCGGGGAGCUCUGGACGCGCCCGGCAAACGCGAAGACUGCUCCCCCCACCCCUUAUUUCUGGCUAAAAUGCUGCCCAACACUUUCUCUCCACGCAAUUUUACGCACACCACCUUUUUUUUUCAUAAGUCGCCGCAUCGCUCGUCCGAUCCUGUAGCAAUAGAUACAUUUU
This is a messenger RNA of Punctularia strigosozonata HHB-11173 SS5, 2194 nucleotides long. RefSeq names its product homeobox-domain-containing protein. Gene Ontology annotation, biological process: cell differentiation; regulation of transcription by RNA polymerase II. Bases 1 to 1533 code for a protein of 510 amino acids. The transcript is spliced from 4 exons. Gene Ontology annotation, molecular function: RNA polymerase II cis-regulatory region sequence-specific DNA binding. The record is from RefSeq and is a predicted model, not a curated record. NCBI's taxonomy places the organism in Eukaryota, Fungi, Basidiomycota, Agaricomycetes, Corticiales, Punctulariaceae.